Molecule: messenger RNA, 1574 nt
Organism: Erigeron canadensis
Lineage: Eukaryota; Viridiplantae; Streptophyta; Magnoliopsida; Asterales; Asteraceae
Product: ATP-dependent 6-phosphofructokinase 2-like
Exons: 2
Coding region: 52-1443 (463 amino acids)
Biological process (GO): fructose 6-phosphate metabolic process; glycolytic process
Cellular component (GO): cytoplasm
Molecular function (GO): ATP binding; 6-phosphofructokinase activity
Source: RefSeq, a predicted model, not a curated record
UUUCUUUCAAAAUUAUCAAUUAAUUUUGUUGUUUUGAACCAGCAGCUAGCCAUGAACAAUAAUAAUCAACACAUCGAACCAGCCAUGUCAAUUAACGUUAAACUCGUAAGCGUUCCACACCUAACAAACUACAUUAAUAAUCCAGACCAGCUCCAAACUCGGACCACACCUCUAGAACACAACCCGUUAUACCGUCCUUCAGAUACAUUCUAUCUCACCCAAUCUGACGUCAUCCUACGUCCUACCCUCUACGAUCUCAGUUUAAGAAACAACAAUUCCUCUUCAUCAUCAUCCGCGUACCACCGGGCUGGACCACGGAAAGAAAUAUAUUACGAGCCGCAAAAAGUGCGAGCAGCCAUUGUGACUUGCGGGGGCCUUUGCCCCGGCCUUAAUACGGUUAUCCGUGAACUUGUUGUUGCAUUGUGGGAGCAAUAUGGUGUUAGGGAUAUAUUUGGGAUAAAGGCUGGUUAUCGCGGUUUUUAUUCGACCGAACCGGUUCGGCUUGAUGCGAAAAUGGUUCAUAAUUGGCAUAAGAGAGGUGGGACUGUACUUGAGACCUCUAGAGGUGGUUUUGAUCUUCAUAAAAUCGUUGAUGCUAUCCAAAAUCAUGGAUUUAAUCAGGUAUACAUAGUUGGGGGAGAUGGAACUCUACGCGGAGCUGUGAAAAUUUUCAAUGAAAUUCAACGUCGCAAAUUAUAUGUGGGUGUUGCUGCAAUUCCAAAAACAGUAGAUAAUGACGUGGGAAUCAUUGAUAGGUCAUUUGGGUUUCAGACAGCUGUGGAGAAGGCCCAGCAAGCGAUCAGUGCAGCUCACGUAGAGGCGGAGAGUGCACCAAAUGGUAUAGGCCUUGUUAAACUCAUGGGUCGGAGCACGGGCCAUAUUGCUCUUAGUGCAACCCUAAGCAGCCGUGAUGUUGAUUGUUGUUUGAUACCUGAAAACGAGUUUUACCUAGAAGGAAAAGGAGGUCUGUUUGACUUUCUUGACGACCGACUAAAGCAAAAGGGUCAUGCUGUUGUGGUGGUGGCAGAAGGAGCCGGACAAAAUAUAAUACCAAGAACUGAUGCCCAGAAAGAAGAAAAGGAUGAAUCCGGUAAUCCUGUUUUUUUAGAUGUAGGGGUGUGGUUGAAAUCCGAGUUGAAGAGGUGGUGGGAUAGGGAUCAUAAAGGCGAGUUGUUUACAGUCAAGUAUAUUGAUCCUACGUACAUGAUCCGUGCAGUUACACCAAAUGCUACCGAUAAUCUUUACUGUACACUCCUGGCACACUCGGCUAUUCAUGGGAUAAUGGCUGGGUACACGGGGUUUGUAGCUGGUCCGAUUAAUGGAAACUAUGCAUAUAUUCCAAUGGAUGAGAUUUCUGAAACCAAAAAUCAAGUCAACACCAGCGACCAUAACUGGGCUUGGGUCAGAUCUGUCACUGCACAACCUGAUUUUCAAAGGACUUGAACCCUUUUGUGGUUCUCUUGCAAAACAUAAUGUGGGAUGAAGUUGAAUCAUAGCAUCAAUAUUCUUGUUAAUUGACGGUAAAAGAAGAGAAUACUGUAAGCCUUUGUAUACGUAAUGUGUUUAGAUUUAAG